AUGGAUGAAGAAGAGCUCGAGCCCACGCUCGUAGGCGAUGCUGUGGAAAGCUUCAUCGCUGCAGCGGGUGCUCUGGGAGCAGGUCCCUCUGUGCCUGUCGACCACACUGCGCACUCAGGAGCUCCACAAGCCGAAGCAGAUGUCUGGGGCACUCGCGACGACGAAGACGGGUGGAUGCCUAAGCCUGCGCGGCUUCACUCGGGCAGGACGCAGUGCUGCGCCGUGUGCGCUGCCCCUUUGCAGUACACGUCAGCCACCAGUUGGGAUGAGUAUCUGCAGAGCGAGGAGCAUCUUGACCAGCUGCAGGCCAAUGUGCUGCAGGACGCUUUCAUCUCGUCCAUAAUUUGUGGCGAGACCACAGCGGGCGAUUUGCCGACAGAGCAUAGAAUGCACAAGAGCAGAAAGCUCAAGUGCAGACAAAGCGUGACAGAUUACAUGAACAUGACGAGUGCGGGGGUUAUGGACGCGUCCGGGAUGGAGAAAGGCUCUGUUCGGACAUUGGAGGAGAUGCUCGUUGAGGCCCUACCCACGCCAGUAUAUACGCACGUGCUGGAGAGACGACUCGCUGUGAUUUCGCACAGUGUCAAAGUUGCCCGUGAGCUCAUGAGUCGUGACAAAGCGAAGAAGAUGUCGCGCCCGGCGGAAAAAGCGCCAGGCAACGAAGAGUUGCACCAUUUGGCCAUCCAUACGUUGUCCGCGUUGUUGGGAGCUUUUGAUUACAAGAACCCGCAAGCCUUGCGACCGUUUAAGGAACUGUCGCAGCUCUUGACAUACUUCCCCGUGCUUUCGUUGUACACGUUCUGGAGUCCAAUGAAGAAACCACCAGAAACAGUGUUGACGCUGGGCAAGGAAGCGGUAAGCGCGUCGUCAGAGACAGUAGGUUCUGAAGCGCAUGAAGCACAUUGUGCAGUGAACGGGGUGGACAAUACAUACUGGCAGUCGCAAUCGAAUCCAGGAACUGUGUACUUUGGGCUGAGGACGACCGAGUUGGCGAAAGCGACUUCGAUCUCUAUUCACUGGCACAUGAAGUGCGUCCCUCAAACCGUUGGUCUUCAGUAUCGUCUUGAGGGUAGUGAUCAUUUUGUUCAAAUAGUAAAGGAUCGAACGGUCUCGCUGCCCGGACCUACGGUGAUUGAAACAUGUGUUCCAGUGUGCUGUCGGGAAGCUCGAAUUGUCAUGGCGGGUGCUUCGCCAGUGAAUGGUAGUGGUACAUACGCGAUUGAGCACUUGCGACUUACCAAGUCUGCGCCCAGCUCUCUAUUUGCAGAUCCCAUCGUAACAAUAAAUGCCAUUGCCGAUUGGCUUCUCGGUACAUUAAGUACUGCCAAUGAAGUCAUGAUUGCUGAAGCUUUGGAGGCACUAAGAGCAUGGGCUUUAUCGACAGCGUCACUGAAUGUCACAUUGCUGUUUGCCGAUAUGCUACUGGAACUUCAUGCCGACGAAAAGAAACUUCUUAGGUCUCAGGUUGUAGCGCUUGCGUCAGAACAAGGACACCUCUUGCUGAACGGAAUCAACGCAUAUCAUCACGACAGGUCGCAGCGGGAGACGCACGGCGAAGCAAAGGUUGACCACGAUGAAGUUUGCAACGUCGACGCCGUUUUUGAGUCAUCUAGUAGCUCUGCCGGCGUAGCUAUCGAGCAGGAUGGUCUUGUUGUCAGAACCCGAGAAACGAGAUACCAAUAUGCAGCUGUGAAUUGCGGAAUAACUACUGGCAAGGCGUCGUGGAGGUUUCGUCUUGAUGCUGACACACAGGACGACGAAAUGACUUGCUUUGGAGCUGCCAUUCUUCCUGUGACCGUGAACGGAUAUGAUUCGUCACCCAGUUUAUGGAUGUUACGAGGGUAUAACGGCAAUCUGUAUGCUCGUGGGCACAAGCUAAGCCAAACGAUUGGUAAAGUACACCCUGGCGAUAUUGUUCAAGUCGAUGUCGACAUGAGUGAAGGUACGCUAGCGUACAAAAUUAAUAGUACCGACUAUGGCGUCGUCUUCAACGAUCUUGCUGGACACGAAAUACACCCUGCUGUCUCAUUUUACGGCUCGGGAAAAGUAGUGACGUUGUUAGAAGUUACAAAGUGGGACUACCCUAGCGACUUAGCUAACGCGAAUCUGGUGUUUUUAUCGAACAUACGAGAAUACCAUUUUUCUGUUGGGUACGGAACGUUGGGGAAGAGCAAUCAGCUGGGAUGUGCUGAUAAUGGGGAUACGAGUGCGUCUCCGGACAACGACACACCGACUUCGAGAAGCACUUUGAUUUCCAUCAACGGCGAGGAUAAGCAGCACUGUUUGUCGACAUGCCCGCUUUCGCAUGACGAUGCCUACGUUAUCUACGACUUGUCCGAAGCUUAUCAUACGGUCAGCGGUGCGGUUGCUGUAAACGACGUUAUGCACGAUGAAGAUGACCAUGAUAAUGGGGUUGCUUUGGUGUACAGGAUCUUUGGUGACGCCAAGUUGCUGUGGCAGUCAAAGCCGGUGUCUACAAUGUUCCGCAUGGAGCGUUUUGAAGUUAGUGUGAGAAACGUACGCAUGCUGGAGAUGAGGGUGUCUUGUCAAGGUUCUGAUCACCACGCACACGCCAUCUGGGUUGACCCUUGUUUGCAUCCCGUCGAAGAGUGGGCUUGCUCAAAGUGCAAUUUCGUUAACCUCGGAUCAGCAAAUGCAUGCGCGAUUUGCACGACUGGACAUCGCAACCAAGGCUUGAAAGUAGUGGAUUCUCCCACGAUCGAAGAGGCGUCAAAAAAGUCAAUGCCACAUGCAUUUGUUGAGGGUGGGCAUACCGCCCAUGAUUCGGAAUCGCUCUGUGAGCUUGGCACCACAAUAAUUGGGCAAAUCUACAACUUGUAUGAGCAUGGCUCGAAUUGUACUGCUACUGUGAAGCCUUCCAUCCAAUUUGAGGAGCCGUUUUGCCGCCAACCGAGCAAGGACGUGUUUUCCCUGUUGUUGGCUAUGCUCCGACGAUAUCAUGGGAGCUUCAUUCGUUGCGGGGUCGAUGCACGCUCGAGCGGCAACGCAAAGCGUAUGCAUGAUGGUUGUGUAUAUAUUUUGGGAAUAAUCUGUGCCAACUUGGAGAGUAUCACAUGCUACGAUGUGAACGAUCCUGCUGUAGAACUAGGCCUGUCAAUAGACUUACUUAUUGGCCUGCGAGACGAGCUGGAGGUACUGACACGACUUCGCGAAGCACCUCAAACUUUGACUGAUGAUAUCGAAAAGGCCGCCGCUCAGACUAUCGUGACAGGCUUACCCGUUUUGUAUCCUUCCGCGACCGGGAAGCUGGAAUUGCUGCUUCAACUGUUGCGACUGUAUGUUUCACGCGCAAUGGACGUUACUCCAGCGUGUUAUUUUGUCCUGACGUCAGUGAUGGAGUUGCUUGCCACUCCUGGUCCGGAUGGAAUAUUGACGCUGAUGCCAUUUGUGGCGGCUGAAGAAGCUAAGCGCAAAGGAUCGAGCGUUGACGAGGUCGACAAAGCGGCAUGGGUAUCAGCCGUGACGGAAACAAUUAAGAUCCUUAUGCAAAUUGCGGUAAACGCGCAAGAGCGAGAAUUUGCAGCUGACACGUACCCGAGCUCAAUCGAAGCAGAUGUAAGUCGUGACAGACUACCCGAUAUCGCGAUUCACCUUAUGAAGACUUACCAGCUUUACUUACUUUCGGAAGCUGUUGGACUGACGAAGGACACUACAAUCGAGAGAACUUUUGACAACAUUGGGGACGCGAACGAAUCAAAAGCAGCGUUCCAGCGAAGGCUGCAAGUCCAGGAAGCAAGCAUCCAGUUUGGACUUCUUUCAUUGAGCGCAUAUACUGAUCUAAUUAGCAGCAUUGUUUCCCUUCAGGCAGAAGAGUCAUUUAUUCUCCCCCGCGCGGCGGCGCUUUGUCGAGCCAGUGUUCGUUCGUUCAACAUCCCUUUGCUAUCGGAUAUGCUACCAUGGUUUGUAGCGUGUUUGUGCCUGAUGCGGCGCCAAACUUGGUUUGCCCGACAGAUACUCCCGGCAGUGGUACGACUUCUCGAAGUGCUGGAUCACUUUUGUUCGGAAUCGCAGGCUGUGGCGAAGUCGGCGCAUCGAUUUCAAGAGCUGGAAAUCUAUAAAAAGGCUCGACUCAUUGAAGCACAAGAAACCGAGCGCGCCAUUGCGCUAGAGAAAGACCUUAGUUGCCGGUCUCAUAAUUCUAAACGACUUUACAAUGUGUUUCGCCAGCUCUAUACCGGCGAGAAGGACCAUUUCGAAGGCCAGAUUGGGUUUCAGUUUGAAGCAGUAAGCUUCUUUACAAUUGUCGCGCUGGGACGCUCUGUCAAUCCGAUUCGACAUGGCGGGAGGCUAAUACGUGAUCACACAAUUCGAUUAUGGGAGGAUGAAUCGCAAGCUCUGGUCGCUCAAGUCACGAUCGGUGGAAAUUCCAAAAAGGACGCUUGCGGGUAUGUGUUCGAGAUGCUACCGCUUCCUGCUAAACUCACCCAAGGAAAGUUGUACCGAUUGACAACACAAGAGUUUGCAAAUGGCGGAGACCCAUGGUACAAACGAGAAAAUUUGCUUGAUGAAGAGUACGAUAAGUCUUUCAUCAAGAUUUUGCGGGACUGUUACGCGUCCGGGUCUGCGGGAUUCCCUGCGUCCCAAAACAUGAUUGGUGCUGCGUACGGCGUCCCGACGUUCCUGGUCCAAGAUGAAGCCCCCUUAGCCAGACUCCCGCUGUUUGUGCCUCCACACGGUUGUCUUUCGUUGCGAUUCGACCCAAAGAAGAAGCUGAGCUCGCUUUCCUUCAUGGAGUCCACUCUGUUGAUUUUUCUCUGA
This is a messenger RNA of Hyaloperonospora brassicae, 4779 nucleotides long. The record is from the annotation of a GenBank genome assembly. Lineage: Eukaryota; Oomycota; Peronosporomycetes; Peronosporales; Peronosporaceae.